Chanos chanos (milkfish) is the source of this 2130-nucleotide messenger RNA. It is a transcript of the gene ccdc136b, whose product is annotated as coiled-coil domain containing 136b. The coding region runs from base 1 to 1188 and encodes 395 amino acids. NCBI's taxonomy places the organism in Eukaryota, Metazoa, Chordata, Actinopteri, Gonorynchiformes, Chanidae. Gene Ontology annotation, biological process: acrosome assembly; single fertilization. The record is from RefSeq and is a predicted model, not a curated record. The transcript has 9 exons. Gene Ontology annotation, cellular component: acrosomal membrane.
AUGAAGAGAAAAACAAGAAGGAAUUGGAGAGGAGGAACUGAAGAAGAGGAUGAGCUGGAGGAACUGAGGGGUCAGGUGCUUCAGUUGCUCCUGGAGUUAGACGAGGCACGGGAGGUGUCCCAGCGACACGAGGAGAGCUUCCAUGAGUUACAGGGUCUUUUGGAGGAUGAACGACUAGCCAGUGCUCACCAGGCAGAAAGUUUCACAAGGCAGAUCCAGAGACUACAAGCUCAGUUGCGCUCUGUUCAGGAGGAGCUGGACAGUCUGGAGGAGGAGAAGGAGAGUGAGCUUGCAGAGGCGCAGCAGGAGCUGCAAGCAGCACAGGAAGAGGUGCAGUUGCUGCAGCAGGCUGCGGAGGAGGCCGCAGCCGAACGCGAGAACGAUAUAGCCACCCUGCAGGAGGAGCUGUGUCGACUGCGAGCUCAGCUGCAGCGUCUGCGCGACACCACACAGGAGUAUGAGCUGGAGAUUACAACGCUGCGUGCCGAGAUCGCCAUGAAAAGCCAGAACAUGGGCGAGACACAGUCUGCAGGAAACAGUGAGGUGGGCCAGCUGAAGGAGGAGUGUCAGGCUUUGAUGGAUGAGUGUCAGAGUUUGAAGGACGACAACAGACAGCUCUCUGCAAAACUGGAGCUGUUACAACAACAGAGAGCCAGCUCCUCUGACCCCUACAUGGCUCUGAGAGAGGAGCAGGAGGGUGGUGUGAAGGAUGGGGACACGGAGGAAAGAGCAGAGUGUUUGGAGGAACAAAAGGUUGGAAGCUACAUGACCAUGGCCCAGAGAGAGGAGGAGACUGGCCAGCUGAUUAAUGCUGGGAUUCAAAAAAAUACCUCAUUGGAGGGAAGACCCGCUAGCCCCACAGGAGGGAGUGAAGACUUCACUGAGGUCUUCUCUCUCAGAGACCAGCUCAGACAGGCUGAGGAGAGAGCCUCACAAGUCCAAAGAGAGUGUGAGGGGUUAAAGGGAGAGCUACUGGAACUACAGGGACUUUAUGAGAGCAGUCAGAAGGAGCGGGCGGAGCUGGAAGCAGAGCUUCAGCGCUGUAGAGCGGAGCUGGACAAGCUCUCUGGCAGGAAGGACCAGAACUUCACUCCUCCGUCUGAGCCCCCUGUUCUCUCCAUACCCUUCAUAGGAAUGGUUGUAAUUUUGGCGCUGAUUUGGUGCUGCUGGUCGGAGCUCUCAUCCUAAAAGGGAGAAGGAGAGCGAAUGGAACUUAGUGAUUGUUGUUGCCAUGGCAGCAGCAGUGGCUCUGAUUGUUCCCAGCUUGUCAAGAGCUUUCUCCUGAGCCCUGGAAAGGUUACCGUACACCAUACCACUUCCAUCACUGACCUAAACUUCCAGUCUCUCCAUUCACCUGCAUGUUCUCCACAGCACUCAAGCAUCUUCUUCAGGAGAAUGGAGUUAGAUACCAGCAGAUCAUUCAUUAAGGCUAUGAGAUGCUACAGCAGGCCACGGGUGGACAUGAUAAUUAUGUGAAAAGCAAAAACACUACACAGAAAAGUGCUGCACAAUGGUGGAGACAGUGAACCCUAAUCAAAAAAAGUGAAUUGCCGUUUAUAGAAACAACAUCUGUGAUAGGGGUCUUGUCUCCUGCUAUAUACACAUAGAAACACACAAACAUGAUAAUAUCUGGCGAGCAAGGUUCUUGUUCUUUUCACUGCAGUCUUCAUGUUUUGUGAUCUUUUUUCUCUUUUAAUCCACUGUGCUUCUAUAAACAGACUGAAUUUGAUGUGAUAAUCAUGGAGAUGUUCUGCCUGUGAUCAGCAAUGUUUUAGUAAAGGCCUAUAUAAACCCUCAAACUGACCUGCUACUGGAGAUAUAAGUUCUGCAUACCCAAAAGGACAGAUAAAGUGUGCUUUUGUUGCUUUACUGAUCUACAGAUUGAUUGUUUGCUGACCUCUGUUCCCUACUUCAAGAACUAUUUGCCUUAUCUCCACCUCUGGAUAUAGGAUUUGCACAUCUUUUUUUUCUUGUUUUCACCCAACCAGGAGGAUUUUUGUUGUUGUUCUAAAAAGAAGGGGAAACAACAAGUAUAACAUAAUAUGGUUACAAUGACUGGCUUCUGUCUCUCUCUUCUUUGUCCUGUCAACCAGAAGUACGGAAGAGGACAACAUUUAGACAAAACCUCCA